UUCCUGAUCGAUGUGAUUUUUGCGAAGAUUUUUUAAAUUACGCUGUGUUUGCUUCUUUAUUCCUCUACCAGGAUGUCGUGUUGGGAAGAGCUACAAACGAAUUCGUAGAUCAGAAACAAGGUUAACACAAAAAGGAACGCUACUUCGACGAAGAAAAAUAUGUCCAUUAUGAGUUCUGAAGGGCCGCCGCUUCGUUCUCAUCCAAGCUCAGAGCUUGAUUACUAUGACAUCGACGACAUACUGGCCACACAAGGAAGAAUUCCAUGUAAACUAGAAGCACAAGUUUAUAAUCUGGGCUUCUUAGAUCCUAGUUCUGAAGGAAGUGAUCUCCAGGCUGGAUCAAAACUCGAGCUUCCAUUUUGGCUGGCGAAAGAACUUUGCAACAGAAGAAGAAAAAUUGUUUCGGUGGACAUUCCUAAAGCUUACAGAGACGGCUACCGAGAGAUUUUUAAAGCCGACGCUAGUGUUGUGGAUCUUCAUCGAUUAGGACCGUAUUUUUACGAGUUUGGAACAAAGUUGCUGCUUUUUGAUUUUGAAGAAAAUUCCCAAAUGGCUACUUCCAUGCAGGAGACAUUCAUGAAGAGAUUUAGAAAAAUAAUGGAUUCAUCUCAGAAUGCUGCAAAUGAGGAUACCUCCUUGUUAACAAACAAGCUGGAGCACAUUGAAAGACAGGUGUUCACUGCAGGACGUAAGGGAGUGAAAGAAUUUCUUCAGUGGGAGGCUGGCAGAACAUCCAAACUUACAACAUCAGAGAAUGUGGUCAACCAUAAAAAACGCAAAAGGUCUAUGAUUGAGUGAAAUUUCACACCAGGCUGGGUCAACAAAGAGGUUUGGACAAUGCCCUAGAUUUACUGUGUUCUUAAUUGUACAAUUGUGAUUUAAGAAGAAAGUAUACCCAAGAGAGUACGUUAUUCUAUAUCUCCCCACUUAAAUAUCUGAAAUUGACUUUGAAAGCAAGAAUUUUGUCUUUUUACAAGAUAAGGCCUAUAAGCUGAUAGGUUUUUCUGUUCUUGUUACCUGUUAAGUGGAUUAAGUAUAAGCAUAGAGAAGAGAAGUUAUACCAGUAUGUAAUUUUGGUCCAUGAGGUAGAUGGUUAACUUAUGUCCACACCUUUUGAUGUACUGUUCUGUCCUCUUUUUUUUUAAAAUGAGUCUGCUAAUUUAUUUUUUGCAGCCUAUUAGAUUUAAUAUACUUUAUUUCAUUCUUUCCCUCACUUUCCUUAAAUUGAUUUACUGUAAAUGAAUACGAUUAACAACUCUACCAUGGGAUCUGUAUAUGUUUUUGGCCAAACACAUCUUGAGAAACUAAGGAAUUUUUUGAAAAUCACCUAUCAGCUGUAGCACCAUAAUAACUAAAUGUGAAUAGGAUGUAACUUGGAACCAUCUGCUUAUUUUUAGUAGACUUUUAUUGAACACAAACUUGUUUUAAACAAAACACUCUCUUGUAACAAAUAACAAUUAUUAGAAAUAUCACACGAAUCACAUACUGUCAACACCCAAAAGUGGAAUUUAUAAAUCUUGAAGUAAAUUUUUUCGUGAAUAUCUUAUGUACUGUUAUUUAAAUUGAUCAUUAUUCAUUAAUAUAGACACUACACUAGUUCUAGACAUUGAUAUGAGUUUUCUUUUAGAAUCUAAUUUUUACUUACUAGCUUUAAACCCUCUAACCCACAAGAUCUCAGGGGUAAGUCUUCCUACUGUCUACCAUGCAAUUCUAACUUAUAAGAUUAGUUCAGAUAAUUUGGUAUUGAAUCAACUAAGAAUUCCCUAAUUCAUAUUAUUCUUUAUUCCUUUUACUUUUCUGCUUAAUAUUGUUUCAAUAUCGUAAGGAGAAAUUCCUUCUUGGUCACUUGGGGAGUUGAAGGUUUAAAAAGACUUACAAAUCUUACUUUAUUGUGAGCUCACAACUACAUUUUGGUUGGUAUGGAGGUUGAUUAAGGAACAAGUCAGAUAUAUUAAUUCCUCUACAAGAGACAUGUCAACAUGUCUCACUUUUUCAAUCUUUGAUCAGCUGAUGAUUUGAAGUUGAGAAUGUGGUACAGAAAUGCCUAGCUUCUUUGAGGGUAAAAUUUCACAGACCACAACAUCACCAACAAAUUGACCUUAAUUUUCUAUUUUUACUACACUACUUCUAUUGGUCAUAGAAAUGACAUAAACAGUGUUCAAAUCUCUAAAUACAGCUUUGCUCUGGGACUCUGCCCUCAAACUACUCAUAAACAAAUACAUUUUCUCCCAACUAGCCAUCAGCAUGAAACAGGAUUGGCAUCUUAAAUUUGCAAUUAGUUUGUAAGGUUAAAGUAGUUCUAAGAAAAUUCAUCCUUUCACUCCCAAGAUCUAAUUUCAAUUCUCCACAUUAUCUGCAAUACAUUUUUUAUGUUUCAGAUCUGAUUAUUUUUUGUGAAAUCAAAUUAUAAGCCUUGAUUGAAAUUUUCCUUCUUCUCAUCACCUUUCUCAUGGAAAAUGUAUAGAUAUGAAAAGGUGAAAUUCACUGUUGGUCAAUCCUGGGAGUGAAAGGGUUAAAUUUCAUCAACUCCUUCUUUACAAUCACAAUUUAAUAAAUUUAACAGCUUCAACCUAGGUUCACUCAUGGGUAUCUUACCACCAAUUGUUUUGGAAUGAGCUAUUUAGCUAUAGUUAACAAUAAUAUUUACUUUAUUGUUCUACAAUAACUUAAAAAAAAUAACUCAUUAUUUUCCUCUCUAAACACCAAUGAACAAAUAUAUUGCCCCUCAUCAAAAAAAAAAUAAUAAUAAUAAAUAAAAUAUACACGACUGUUUAUGGAUGACAUGGUCAUUCUUUACAUGAAAGCGAUCUUCACAGUACUGAAACAGUAUCUUUCAUGAAGAUUGCUUUCAUAUUCAUUUCUUAAACUGCAGUUCACACAUAUGAUUUCAUAUAUUCAUGGUCAAUGGUCAAUGUGUUUUUACAAAGCUCACCCAAUCCAUUGUAUCUUGGUCCUUGUUUACUGCCAAUAGUAAAUAAAAAUGUCAGUUAAGAUAAAUGAUUACUGCUGUUGAAGAGGUUCUUUCCAAAAUAUUAUUUGAAAUUACUUUUUGAAUAAAAACACACUUUUAAAUUGGA
Messenger RNA from Pocillopora damicornis (cauliflower coral), 3077 nucleotides. RefSeq names its product DNA replication complex GINS protein PSF3. Gene Ontology annotation, biological process: mitotic DNA replication initiation. Gene Ontology annotation, cellular component: GINS complex. The record is from RefSeq and is a predicted model, not a curated record. Lineage: Eukaryota; Metazoa; Cnidaria; Anthozoa; Scleractinia; Pocilloporidae.